This is a messenger RNA of Achroia grisella, 1566 nucleotides long. RefSeq names its product ragulator complex protein LAMTOR5 (gene Lamtor5). The record is from RefSeq and is a predicted model, not a curated record. Bases 179 to 451 code for a protein of 90 amino acids. Gene Ontology annotation, biological process: positive regulation of TORC1 signaling; cellular response to amino acid stimulus. Gene Ontology annotation, cellular component: lysosome; cytoplasm; Ragulator complex. NCBI's taxonomy places the organism in Eukaryota, Metazoa, Arthropoda, Insecta, Lepidoptera, Pyralidae. Gene Ontology annotation, molecular function: guanyl-nucleotide exchange factor activity. The transcript is spliced from 2 exons.
AACUUCAUGUUGUUGAUUCUUUGUUUUCCAAUUUUCCUGCAAUUCUAUUUACAUUUUAUUAGUUUCAAUCUAAACAAGUAGAUAAAUAUAUAUUACAUUCAACUCAAGUGUUCACGUAGUUAUCGCUUAUUCGAAAAGUCUAGAUAUUUGUUACAUUUAGUAGUAAUAUUUAUAUACAAUGGAAAAAGAACUAGAUAAAGUUAUAGAAGAGAUAAUGUUGGCACCAGACGUAAAUGGCUGCCUGGUGGCAGACCACCAGGGCCUGUGUUUGGCUUCAAAAGGAACUGCGCACGUGGACUCCGCUGGAAUAAUUGUGGCUAUAUCCGAGCAGGCCUGUAAAAUACAACCAAACCUUAAACCACCCACCGUAUGCCUGGAGACAGAUAAGAAACAGUGCCUUAUUCAGCGACACGGCACAAUUACCGGAGCUAUCUACAAACAGAAGGCUUAAUUACGCAUAUAUGCACCACUAAGACUGAUGUUAAGAGAAAAGAAAUAAUUCACUUUUUACAGACAUUGUGUAUUGUUUGUGAUCUGUACAUAAUCUAAGUUAAAUUUUACUACAUCUAUCAUAUGCAGGCCAGUUGACACAUUAGGCAGCACUACUUAUGACUCCUUCAUUGUUAUGGGCCCUAUGCAAGUAAAAGGAGAAAUGGAAUUUUAAAUUAUUUCAUUUGAAAAAUUUAUUAGUAAAUUUAUAUUCUCAAAGAAAAUAUGUAUUGUAUUAUUGCUUUUUUCAAUGCAUGCUGUCUGUUAUUUAAAUACUCAUAACAUAACCUGAACUAUCCCUCUGAUCUAUCCCCCAUCCAAUUCAGAGGGAUUAAAAUUACGACAGCCUGAGUCAAGAUUUGAAUCCUCAACGGUGACUAAAGUUGUAUCUCUUCAUGCACAAGUUCUUCGGCUACUCCAUAAGCUGUUCCUUGGCAUUGAUAUACCACUUGAAAUUAGCCGCUAUCAUUUAGUAAUACUGUAAAGGCUAGUUGCGGUCAACAGCUUUAUAAUAAUUUAAAAAAAAUCUGUAGCAAGUAAUAGAACUUUAUAAUAUGUAUGGGUUAUGUUGCAUGUUUCAGUAUGAGCAAAACCUUGGACUUUUACUCAUCUUGAAAGAAAGAAAGAAACUAUUCAUCAACUUGACUUUUCAAAUCCUUUUUUAAACAGUCCAUUACAUAUCAUGGGGUCUCAACAUACUUAAUCCUACCCUGCUGAAUGGAGAACUUAAAAUAAUGAUAUGACCAUUGCAAAUUUUAAUCAAUAACUUAUACAUACAUCAGAAACCUGAUAGAAACCAAACUCUGAUUUUAUUAAUACCUAUUCUCUAGUUAUAGUUUAUUAAGUUCCAGCAUUAAUAUGAAUAUGGCUUUUAUUCUCCUAUCAAUUCUUCAGUUUAUUUUUUAAUGUCUUAAAAAGAAGGUAGAGUAAACACUUGCCACCUACUUUACAAAUGUUAAUGAACUAAUGUAAUAAUUCAGUUUACAUUGAUAUUAGGAAUCAUAAUGUUUUACACACAAAUACAAAUAUGGUUCUUGAAAGCUAGCUUUAAGGAGAUUGUAUAUAAAUAUUUAAUAA